AUGGCGCAACUCCACAGAUAUGCUCCUGCUGAUACUUCCAAAUCUCCUCCUCCCACCGUCGAACAACUCCUCCGAGGAGGAGAAGCCUCUAAGGGCUCACCGUCCUCCUCGUCGUCCGAGAGGUCCAAGCACUGGGACGCCCACGAAGAUCAUAGCCACCAUCACAAGAAAUCAGUUCUCACUAAAGUCAAAGAGAAGGCCAAGAAAUUGCGCCACAGUCUCAGCAAGAAGAAGCACGAUGAUAACGUCAUUCCCUCCCCGGUCGAAGAUGAGGAUGAUGACGAUACUGAAUACCUCGGAGCCCCCAUGUAUGAAUCGGAGCUGGCCCCUGAACAAUACAAGGAGAAAACAAGACAGCAUCCAAGAGCAGAUGCAAUCUCUGAGAAGCAGCAUGCACUACCAAAUUCUGUGAAAUGCGGAGUUGAGAAAGAUAAAGAAAUGUCUCUUAGUCCCUCCAAGUCCAAGAGAAUGACAGCUCAUACUCCUGGUCCCAGCAAGAGUGCGCCUGAUUACACAGUAACCCAUUCCUCCCCUCCAAGUUUCUGGGCCUUUCAGUUGAACCCCGGAGCAAGCAACUCCAUCGGCCCCUACAACGUCUCGCAAAGUUUCUUCGGCCGUGUCUUCUCCGAAAACUCCCAGAUCCAAGGCUGCCUCCAAAGCGUCUUAUGACCCCUCAACGCCUCAGCAUGCUUCAUCUGCUCCAGUGACCCCACAAGCUUCGGCGCGUAAUGGCUACAGUGACCAUAUAUGGGAUAAGGGUGUUUCAGUGAAAGAGUAUU
This is a messenger RNA of Neltuma alba, 779 nucleotides long. RefSeq lists its product as uncharacterized. The transcript has 3 exons. The coding region runs from base 1 to 669 and encodes 222 amino acids. The record is from RefSeq and is a predicted model, not a curated record. Gene Ontology annotation, biological process: response to abscisic acid. Lineage: Eukaryota; Viridiplantae; Streptophyta; Magnoliopsida; Fabales; Fabaceae.